This is a messenger RNA of Sinocyclocheilus grahami, 781 nucleotides long. Its product is annotated as sorting nexin-10A-like. Gene Ontology annotation, biological process: vesicle organization; intracellular protein transport; cilium assembly. The coding region runs from base 5 to 781 and encodes 258 amino acids. The record is from RefSeq and is a predicted model, not a curated record. Lineage: Eukaryota; Metazoa; Chordata; Actinopteri; Cypriniformes; Cyprinidae. Gene Ontology annotation, cellular component: endosome. The transcript has 7 exons. Gene Ontology annotation, molecular function: phosphatidylinositol phosphate binding.
GCGCAUGCGCACAUCAUAUACUGCGAGUAAAAAACUUUCAUUUGCCACACGCGAACUAGUUUGCCGCUUUCAAUCACAUCAGUCCCAGGAGCACCUGUACACCUGGACCACGGUGGCAGAGAUACACGACACAACACGACAGAAACGUCAAGUCUGUGCAAUGGAAAACACAAACCUAGUGAAGAAGGAGUUUAUAAGUGUAUGGGUACGAGAUCCUCAGGUACACAAGGAGGAUUUCUGGAACACGCACAUCACCUAUGAGAUCUGUCUUCAUACCAAUAGUAUGUGUUUCCGGAAGAAGACCUCUUGUGUGAGGAGGAGGUAUAGUGAGUUUGUUUGGCUGCGUCAAAAACUACAGAACAAUGCUCUGCUUAUAGAGUUACCUAAACUCCCUCGCGGAAAUCCUUUCUUCAAUCUCAAUAGUGAUUUCCAGAUCACUCAACGGAUGCGGGGGCUGCAACAUUUCCUUGAGGCAGUUCUACAGACACCAUUACUGCUGUCAGACAGUCUGCUGCACCUGUUCUUGCAGUCACCGCUGAGCAUUGCAAAAAUGGAUGCGUGUGCACAGGGACAGACUCAUUACACGGUUGCACAGGCAAUACAGCGGUGUGUCGGGUAUACCCGUUUCCCUGUAGAGGAACAGCAUCAAGAAGACGACAGCAAAACAUGCUGUGACUCAGACUGUGAAAGGUGUCACAUGGCGGUCACUCCAUUGCCACAAACCUCCCAUAAAGACUUCCCUGGUGUUCAUUGGUUAAACUGCCGUAACACGUCUAAAUGA